Messenger RNA from Cyprinodon tularosa, 1833 nucleotides. RefSeq names its product basigin (gene bsg). The transcript is spliced from 9 exons. Gene Ontology annotation, cellular component: axon; plasma membrane. Gene Ontology annotation, molecular function: cell-cell adhesion mediator activity. Bases 164 to 1342 code for a protein of 392 amino acids. The record is from RefSeq and is a predicted model, not a curated record. Gene Ontology annotation, biological process: axon guidance; dendrite self-avoidance; homophilic cell-cell adhesion. Lineage: Eukaryota; Metazoa; Chordata; Actinopteri; Cyprinodontiformes; Cyprinodontidae.
UGCUGAUAAGGGCGUGUGCGUAGAGGACGACCAAGCAAGCACAUCAGCUCUGUCGGCAUUGAGGAAUUGACCUCAGGGAGCGGCGGCAUUAAGUAGACUUUCCACAAAAGACAAUCUCACAGGGUGUUUAUUUCUGGGUAAAAUCGGUUUUUAUUCACUAGCCAUGAAGUUAUUGUGGGCUGUCGCUGCCCUGCUUUUGAGCUGUUGGCGAGCCGACGCUUCUACAGCGGGUUUUAUAAUAUCCCCUCUCUCCAAAAUGAAGCUCAUCAAUGACAGUGUUGAGCUGCACUGUGAAGUAAUAGGGAACCCCAUUCCUGAGGUGCAGUGGUGGUUUAUAGAGGGCGAGGAGUCCAGCGAGACAUUCACCCAGCUGUUUGAUGGGGCACGGAAUGAACGUGUCAGAGUAAAUGCCACAUACAUAGAACAUGCCACCAGCACCAUUCACCUCCUCAGCCUCACUCUUGAUGACACAGGCACAUAUGAGUGCCGUGCUUCCAACGACCCUGACCGCAAUGAUCUGAAGAAGACUCCCAAAAUCAAGUGGAUCCGCUCGCAGGCAAACAUAAUUGUGAUUGAAAGCCCCAAAAUCACUGCAGAUCCCACUGAGGUUGUCAACCAAACAUCUGCCAUUCUGAGAUGCAACUUGACUGAGAGUAACCUUAGCAGUAAGGGUUCCUACUGGACUCUCAAUGGCAAAGUCAUUGAGGACACAAAGUCUGAUGUGAACAAGUACCAUGCUCAGUUGAGUUUGGAAAAAAUAACCCAUGCAGAGUCUGGACCCUAUGAAUGUGUUUUCGAUACAGAGCCACAAGUAAAGCAGACCAUUGAAGUGAAAGUACUUCCUUCUGUUGGAGCCUAUAAGCACUCUGAACACGGGAAUGAGAAUGACAAAGUAGUGCUCAAAUGUGUGGCUCAUGGUUACCCCCUUCCCACUGACUGGGUGUGGUUCAAAGAGGAUGCAGAGGAUGGUCGUGAAAUGCCCAUCUCCAACUUCACUAAUGAAAGAUACAAUAUCAAGAGUACCCCCAACCAGACCCUCCUGACCAUUGAUGAACUGGACAUGGAGGGCGACAGUGGAAACUACAUUUGCUCUGGUACCAAUGAACUCGGCACUAAUACCGACAAGAUAAAGCUGCGUGUACGGAGUCGCCUGGCUGCUCUCUGGCCCUUCCUCGGCAUUGUGGCAGAGGUCAUCAUCCUUGUUACAAUCAUCUUCAUCUAUGAAAAGAGGAGAAAGCCUGAUGAGGUCAACGAUGACGAUGACGUAGGAUCUGCUCCUCUGAAGAGCAAUUCCACUUCAAACCACAAGGACAAGAAUGUGAGGCAAAGGAAUUCCAACUAAAAACAGCAGGAGAUGGAUGUCCAGUUGGCACCCCAGGAUUUAUGUGUGGCACAUUAUAUUGUGCAAUCCCUCCAUUUUUUUAACUAGCUUUUGGUGUUUUUUUUUUUUUUUCUUCCCUCUUUGCAUCGUGCAGCCAGGAACAUGGUGUGAAACUCUCUGCUUGAGGCCCUGUGGCAAAUUUUGCAUGAGUUUAAAUGCUAUUCUAGCAAAGUGUGUGCUGUAAUAGGAAUGCAUAGUUUUGUAAAUUUCUUUUAUAAGCUGAUUCUUCUUGCUUUACAAUUGUCACUGUUUUUAUGAUUAACUGUUCGCAACAAGUUUUCUGUAAUACCUUUUUAACAAGAUUAUUGGUGGAAAAACAGUGCACUAGAUUUCAUGUAUGAGCUGUUGCAGCCCCUCAAGCUGUGGUUUGCAGAGUGUUUUACUUUGCCUUAAACUGCUUUUCAUGUCUUUUUUUGUUUUGUUUUUAACCUUGCCUCUUUUAAAAAAUACUU